Bursaphelenchus xylophilus (pine wood nematode) is the source of this 1761-nucleotide messenger RNA. Lineage: Eukaryota; Metazoa; Nematoda; Chromadorea; Rhabditida; Aphelenchoididae. The record is from the annotation of a GenBank genome assembly.
AUGGUGUUAGCGGAUUUGGGUCGAAGGAUCCGUGUGGCUAUCGGCAAGUUGGGCCAAGCCACAGUUAUAAAUGAAGAUGAAGUAAAUGAAAUGCUGAAGGAGGUCUGCAAGGCCUUGAUGGAAAGUGACGUGAACAUCAAAUUGGUUGCAAAAUUGAGGGAGAAUAUUAAGUAAGUCUUUUAUCAUAAGGAUUUAUGGUUUAGGAAGAGUUUGAACUUUGAAGAUAUGGCCGGCGGGGUGAAUAAAAGACGAUUGAUACAGAAGACCGUAUUCCAAGAACUAGUCAAGUUGGUCGAUCCAGAUGUGAAACCUUUCGUCCCUCAGAAAGGGAAGACAAAUGUGAUUAUGUUUGUCGGUCUUCAGGGUUCGGGUAAAACAACCUCGUGCACAAAGGUAGUUGGGAUUACAGUACAGUUAAUGUUAUUUUAGUUGGCCUAUUAUUACCAGAAGAAAGGGUGGAAGAGUUGUUUGAUUUGUGCUGAUACGUUCCGUGCUGGUGCAUUCGAUCAGUUGAAACAGAAUUGUACAAAGGCCAGGAUCCCUUUCUACGGAAGGUAAGCCGGAGGUUCUACAAAUUAUUCUUGAUUUUAGUUAUACCGAAGUCGAUCCUGUUGUAAUUGCCAAGAACGGUGUUGACAAGUUUAAACAGGAUGGGUUUGAGAUAAUUGUUGUUGAUACUUCUGGUAGGCACAAACAAGAAGCGUCUUUGUUUGAGGAAAUGCUCCAGGUUUCCAAUGCUAUAGUAAGUUUUCUUAACUUAUGCAAAUUAUACAUUGCUUUAGGAUCCCGAUAGUGUUGUUUUUGUUAUGGAUGCCUCUAUUGGUCAAGCUUGUGAGGCACAAGCCAGUGCAUUCAGUCAGACAGUGAAUGUCGGUUCGGUGAUAAUAACCAAGUUGGACGGUCAUGCCAAAGGUGGUGGUGCACUCUCAGCGUAAGUCAGCGUAUCUAUUGUUAUGUUCCUACUUUUAGUGUUGCCGCAACCCAUUCUCCCAUCAUAUUUAUUGGUACAGGUGAACAUAUCGAUGAAUUCGAAGAAUUCAAAGUCAAACCUUUUGUGCAGAAACUCCUUGGAAUGGGAGACAUUGAAGGUCUCGUGGAAAAAGUGUCGGAAAUGGGAUUAGAAGACAAUGAAGAGUUAUUGAAACGCCUGAAACAAGGGCAGUUCACGUUGCGGGAUAUGUACGAACAAUUCCAGAACAUUAUGAAGAUGGGUCCUUUGAGUCAAGUUAUGGUGAGUAGUUGAAUUGGAUGAUUGAUUUUCAUUUUAGAGCAUGAUUCCUGGCUUCGGUCCUGAUUUCAUGACAAAAGGAAACGAACAAGAGUCUUCGCAUAGGCUGAAGCGGUUAAUGACGAUCAUGGACAGUAUGGCCGACAGUGAAUUAGAUCAUCCAAAGGCAAACGAUAUCUUCACAAAGGAACCCACGAGAGUGACAAGAGUAGCCAGAGGAAGUGGUACAAGCGAAGGAGAGGUCCGUGAACUGUUAUCACAAUACAAGAAGUUUGCCGCCAUGGUGAAGAAGAUGGGCAGUGUAAAAGGGCUUUUCAAGGUAUGAGGUAGAUGUGUAAAGAUUCAUCUUUUAGAACGGAAAUAUGAAUCCGAACAAGAUGAACCCGAUGCAAAUGCAGAAGAUCAACCAGCAGAUGGCGAAGAUGAUCGAUCCCCGAGUUCUUCAACAAAUGGGAGGCAUGGGGGGACUCCAGAGUAUGAUGCAACAGCUCCAAGGAUCGGGAGGGAUGGGAGGCCCACCAGGCCGAAGGUGA